UUGACGCAUUAUUGGCUUCAGCGGCCCGCGAAUAUUUCAAGAGAAAUAAACCCAAAUUUGGAAUUUCAUAGAAACUCAGGGAACUCUCAACUCUCCUUCUCACCCCUUUCUCUCUCCACUCUGCCUCCAAAUAUUUUUGCUCACUCUCGCUUCCCGCUCUCUCUUCCCCCCAUCUUUUUCCAUUUCUCUCUCAAAACGGAAACCCUAACAAUCCAAAUAUCACUUUUGAGUUCGCCUUCUUCUUCUUCUCUUGUUCUAUCUACCUCUCACUCACUCGCUGAGCUUUUUCUCAUCAGCAAGAUUUCUAGGGUUUUUGAAACCUCAGCGUAAUUACAUAUUCGAUCUUCGUUCCCUAGAAAUUUACUCGAGCGCCCUGCUUGUUCGUUUUCGUCAUUUCUGAGCUUAAUUUUGGCUGUUUGGUUAUCAAGCUCUGGACUUGGGGUAUUUUGUCUGCAGGUUUGGAAUCUCUGGUUUGGGUGGUAGUUUGAUGUCAAAGGAACUGCUCUGAACCUUUUGGUCAGGAAAGGCCAGAUUGUUGUCUUUCAUACUUUUACAGGACAUCUCAUUUUGAUAGCACUUACUGAAUGGUGCGGAGUGAAGAUUUUGGAUGACUGGACUGUGGGCAUGCAGGGGUAGAUUUCCCUUUUUUUCUUGUCUCUGUGUAUAUCCUGUAUGUAAAAGAACUUAGGCGAAUUUUUAUUCCAAAUCAUCCAUGGAGUGCAACAAAGAGGAGGCAGUCAGGGCAAUGCAACUUUCUGAGAUAAAGAUACAAAGCAAUGAUUUUACAGGAGCAAGGAAGAUGGCACAAAAGGCACACCGACUCUUCCCUGAGCUUGAGAACAUUGAGAAGUUACUCACUGUCUGUGAAGUUCACUGUUCAUCGGAAAACAAAAUAGGUGGAUCUGAAAUGGACUGGUAUGGAAUUCUUCAGAUUCAAAAAUUUGAUAACGAUGCAACCAUCAAAAAACAGUACAGGAAGCUUGCGCUGUUACUACAUCCUGAUAAAAAUAAGUUUUCUGGUGCGGAGGCUGCUUUUAAGCUGAUCGGGGAAGCAAACAGGGUGCUGGCAGACCAAGCGAAACGCUCUGUGUAUGACAUGAAGUGUAGAGCUCUAUCAAAAACUGGUGCACCAAAACCAUCAGCUCAUCCAUCAAACGGAAACUUAUUUGUCAGGAAACAUAACAAUACUGCAAGCAAUAUUCAGAGUAGUCCUCAGUCACAGUACACUAGCAUGAAUCAACAUCAACAGGCGCAACCAGAAACAUUCUGGACAUGUUGUCCUUUUUGUAAGAUAAAAUACCAAUACCACCAAGACUUUGCAAACCGAUUGUUACGCUGUCAAAAAUGCCGAAGAGCCUUUGUUGCUCAUGAUUUGGGUAUUCAAUUUCAGGUGCAUCCAGAAUCUGUCAGGAAUCAAUUUCCGAAUCAAAAAGAGCCUCCAAGUCAGGGUGCUUCUAAUGUAGCCUCACAAAGUAAUGGUGGAACUGGAAACCCAUCCUCCACAAAAUAUCAAAAUGGAAAUGCAGCCUCAAAUCCAUUGUCAAAGACAGGAUUUUCUGCUGAUGUCAGUAGGGAUUCUAACAGUGAAAAGAAAGAUAUUGGGCAUGGGGUUGGAAUGUCCAAGUCUGGUCCAGUGAAGUCCAAGGAUUCAGAAAUUUCAAGAAAUAAGAACAAGAAAAGAGGAAGGAAUUCCAUUUUUGAAUCCAAUGAAAGCUGCAAGACUGGAAACAGAGCUACAUCUGAUUCUGAACAUGUUAUUAUUCAAGAGAAGGUCAGUAAGCUAUCUGAACCCAAUGGAGGCAAUCACAAUAGGAGAUCUUCGAGGAAAAAGCAGAAUCUUUCUUAUAAUGAAAAUCUAAAUGAUAAUGAUUUUGUGAGUCCUCCCAAGAGGUGGAGGGACAGCCAAUUGUCCAGUGGGGUAUCUAAGACUGAUGGCUCAACUGAUUCUGCUACUACUGCUUCUGUGGGUGGACAUAAGAAUGAGGCAGAACAAAACAUGACUGCCCCUUUAGAAGAAUGUUCGCCCAGCAAGAGAAGCAAACCUGGUGAAUUUGAGAAAAAUGUCAAGGAAGCAGCUAUGCCAGAUAAUGAUGAUGAUAAGUCGAAUGCUGAUGUUGGUCCUGGACCAAGUUCAAAUGUCGCAUCCAUGCCAGCGAGAGUUGAGGUUCCUGAUCCUGAAUUUAAUAAAUUUGGGCUUGGUGAGGAUAUGUUGGAAAAUGUUUUUAGUGCUAAUCAGACAUGGGCUCUUUAUGAUCCAGUAGAUGGCAUGCCAAGAUUCUAUGCUCGUGUCAAAAAGGUAUUCAGACCUGGAUUUAAGGUGAGAUUCACCUGGCUGGAGUCCAAUCCAGAUGACCAAGGUGAGAUUGCUUGGUGUAACAAGGAGUUGCCAGUUGCUUGUGGUAAGUACACACUUGGUCACACUCAAGAAGUUACAGAUCAUCUUAUGUUUUCUCAUCAGAUGCACUGCAUAAAAGGCAGUGGCAGGAGCUCUUUUUUUGUAUAUCCUAGGAAGGGAGAAACCUGGGCCCUGUACCAGAAUUGGGAUAUUGGAUGGAGUUCUGAGCCUGAAAAGCAUGUACCAUACAAAUUUGAAUUUGUGGAAGUCGUGUCAGAUUUUGAUGAAAAUAAUGGUGUUGGAGUUGCUUAUCUAGGCAAAGUAAAAGGAUUUGUCAGUCUGUUUCAGCGAAGUGAGCAGCAUGGGGUUAUCUUGUUUCAAGUACCACGUAAUGAGCUAUAUAGAUUUUCUCAUCGAAUUCCAUCGUUCAAGAUGACUGGUGAUGAAGGAGAUGGUGUUCCGAAAGAAUCCUUUGAGUUUGACCCUGCUUCUUUGCCCACCAAUCUUGAUGAUUUCAUUGACUUGAAAAAGGAUAACAGAGCCAUGAAUACUGAACCUAAUGGUUUGUCCCGUGAGUUCCUAGAAAGUGAAGGCAAACCUGUUAUGGGUUCUGGGAGAGUAUGCGCAGCUGAGAAACAGGAGAAUUCUGAAAGAGAGACUUCAAUGCGUAGAUCUCCAAGAAAGGCAAAUAGCCAGUCUGCUAGUUCUGUUAAACUAGAAGCGACUCGAUGUGACCUUACUCAACCCACAGGAAGUGCUUCUGCAUGUCAGGCUGAUGAAAUUAUCAAAACACCAAAGAAACAUCUGAAAAAUGAUUCUGAUAGCGAGACUUUCAGGCUUAGAAGAUCACCAAGGGAUUUAAGUAAGAACAGUACCAGAGCAAAUGUAACUAUGAAGCGCCCAGAUUCCACCAACGAUGAAAGCCAUCCCAACUUCACACCGUCCAAAAUAAACUCUACUUCUGGUCAGUCAGAUGACAGAAUGCAUUCAAGUGUGAAGGAUCUUCCUUCUGUCAGUUCCAUGAAAAGCCCUGUUACCCCUCCAUCUUCAUCUCCUGCCCGUAGAUUAUCGCAGACUCAGUUCUAUGACUUUGAUGGGCAAAAAUCUGAGGAGAAAUUUCAGCUUGGUCAAAUAUGGGCAUUGUAUAGUGAGAGGAGUGGGAUGCCUAAGACUUACGCUCAAAUUAAGAGGAUUGAGUCUAAGCCAAAUUUUCAAUUGCAUAUGGCACUGCUUGAACCUUGCUUGGAACCGGAAGGCAUGAGUGAACCAGUUUGUUGUGGGACAUUUAAAGUCAAAGGUGGUCAAACCAAGGUCUUCCCGCGCACCUCAUUUUCUCAUUGUUUGAAAGCCAAACCUGUUGGUAAGAAGAAUUUUGAAAUAAACCCCAGGAAAGGUGAAGUUUGGGCACUAUACAAGAACCACAACCCUGAGUUGGCCUAUCCUAACCUGGGGAAGGGUGAAAGUGAGAUAGUAGAAGUCCUGGACGAUAAUGACCAGAGCACAAAGGUUGUGGUUCUGGCCAAGCUUAAUGGAUAUAAAUCAGUAUAUAGGGCUCCGAGAAUCCACAGAUUGAAAACUGGUGUGAUUGACAUACCACGGGCGGAGAUUGGUAGAUUCUCUCACCAAAUUCUGGCUUUUCAGCAUACCAUGGAGAGUGACAGUCGACUUGCAGGAUAUUGGGAGCUUGAUCCGUUAUCAAUUCCUGGUAUUACGACCAUUUUAAAUUAGAAAUGUAGUAGAUUGUAGCAUCCUUUGUGUACCAUUGAUGUAACAGAACUUUUGCUACAAUGCUGCACGAGAAAAAUGGAAUGAACUAGAAAUUAAUGUCAAUUUACUUUUUCUUUCUGUUA
Molecule: messenger RNA, 4185 nt
Organism: Prunus dulcis (almond)
Lineage: Eukaryota; Viridiplantae; Streptophyta; Magnoliopsida; Rosales; Rosaceae
Exons: 3
Coding region: 713-4063 (1116 amino acids)
Biological process (GO): dephosphorylation
Molecular function (GO): phosphatase activity
Source: RefSeq, a predicted model, not a curated record